Toxorhynchites rutilus septentrionalis is the source of this 1082-nucleotide messenger RNA. RefSeq names its product DNA repair protein XRCC3. Gene Ontology annotation, biological process: telomere maintenance via recombination; double-strand break repair via synthesis-dependent strand annealing; resolution of mitotic recombination intermediates. The transcript is spliced from 3 exons. Bases 143 to 943 code for a protein of 266 amino acids. Gene Ontology annotation, molecular function: ATP-dependent DNA damage sensor activity; ATP hydrolysis activity; four-way junction DNA binding. NCBI's taxonomy places the organism in Eukaryota, Metazoa, Arthropoda, Insecta, Diptera, Culicidae. The record is from RefSeq and is a predicted model, not a curated record. Gene Ontology annotation, cellular component: Rad51C-XRCC3 complex; replication fork.
AUUUUUUAUAAUUUCUUUCACUGUGCACACGAAUUUAAAUGUCAACACUAAAUACAAACAUUUGUCUUGUUCAUUGAAAUGAACUAGUGGAUAAAUUGAAGAUGCUGUGAUAGCAAUUAAAACCAAAAUCUCCCCUGAAUCAAUGGCGAAUGAAAAAAAUACAUUAGGUUUCCAAACAGUAAAAUGGGCUGAACAGCACAGUGCACGACGAUGGCGCAAAAUAAAAUUCUACGUUGGCUCCCUGGAUGAACUUACUGGCGGGGGAAUAAACUCCCGUGGAAUAGUGGAAAUAGCAGGUGAGGCGGGUUCUGGCAAAACCCAACUCUCUCUUCAUCUAUCGUUGAGUUCUCAGUUUCAACACCAUACUGAGGGCAUGGAAAAAGGAGUGGUUUUCAUCAGCACCGAGCAUCCAUUCCCAUCCAGAAGAUUAAUGCAAAUGCAUGAGCGGUUUGCAACGAAGUAUGAUGCUUCGAACGUUAAAACUAUCAACUUCACGGAUAACAUUUUCCUAGAAAAUGUGAACAGCUCGACAUUAUUAGAGCAGUGCAUCCUGCAACGUCUCCCUGUUUUAUUGAAGAACAAUCCAAUCGGAUUGAUCGUAAUUGAUUCCAUAACAGCUGCCUACGCCGCCGAGCAAAACUACGUUGACCGAGCACAUUCAUUUCGAAAAGUGGUUCAUGCCUUAUAUCUCUUACAAGAGCAGUUCGAUUUAGCCGUGGUAUGCACCAAUCAAGUUCGAUCGUUGAUCGACAGCUCAACAUUGGGUGACGAAAAGAUUAUCCCAGCACUUGGGCUUGCCUGGAGUAGCUUGGUACAUACCCGUUUACAGCUAAGUCGAACGCAGGGAACCAAUGCACGAGUCUGUCGAUUACUAUUUUCUCCGACAGCCGCUGCUAGUGAGUGUCAUUUCGUUAUAACUGAGCAAGGAAUUUCGGAUUCAUAGAAGUCAUGCCACUAACAGUUUUCCAUUCUCUAAUUGUACAUUUAAAAUAUAGAAUUCUACACGUAUUCCACCGUAUUUGUUUUACUAUUCUACUAUGAUUGAUUGUUUCCCUAAUAAAUAUGCUAUUUGCUUCUUUCAA